AUGGCCAAAGAGCGCCCUGAGAAGCGUCAACGUCUGACCCCCAACGACUGGAAGUCAAAACUCUUCAACCUUUUCCAUGUGAAUGCGGCUGUUAUUCUCAAAUUGCUCGAUUGUCGGCGCGACAAAGAAGACAUUGAUGAUUGGCGGCCAUGCAGCGUGGCUGUAGCUGCGCAGAUGUUUGGCAGUGGAAAAACCACCCUUGGGCGCAACUUUAUCAACCAGCUGAACAACGAGAACACCAAAGGCUUCAUUCAAAAGAAGUUGACCGGGGACGGUUGGAGGGACAAGUUGACACUUGCACAACGUGCCGAAUCCAAGCACAACAACUUGAACGGCUGCAAAACAUUGCAUGACGUCGCGAAAGAGCUCGACUAUGACCAGUUUAGGGCAUUAUCGUCAACAGGAGCACGUGACAUUGCACAAUACAUCUUCGGACUAGCUGAUGCAACUGUUGCGAAAGCUCUUUUUGUCCAUUUCGACAAGAUCGGCAACCUUCAAGGCAAUGUCAGGGAUUUGCGGAAGGCGGUGCGGCAAGUUUGGAACCGCAUGCUGCAGCACCAAGGUGACAUGCCACGCAUCUACUUCUAUUUGAGCGGCAAGUCUGUCCCACUGAAUUCAAUUGGUGGAUCUGGUUCUCCCAUGGGAACGAAAUGGAUUAUCUUGGACUUGCUAAAGGACCUGAUGCCAGACGAGGCUGCGUGGCCACAGACAUGGCUGUAUCUAAUCUUGCUGGCACAGCUUUGCUUGCCGUGCCAGCGUGAGACGCUCCUGCCAGUGGGCUCUGAUGAGCACUCUCUAGACCGCUUGCUGGGCAGACUGAACGUCUAUAUCAGCAAACCUGAGCAACCGAUCAACGGCAUGUCAGAUGCCUUCUACAUCUGUCACAUGAAGAUGAUUGACCGGUUUGUGCGGGGACGAUACGCUUCAGAUUGUCGUGUGCAGCUGAUGAGGGUACAAGAGCCAAAGCUGAGGACCUUCUGGAGCACAUGGUCGCACAACGUAUUGUUGUGCAAGCUUGCCUGCACCCACAAGGGUGCGAUCCCAGGUGGGGCGACGUGA
Messenger RNA from Symbiodinium natans, 1059 nucleotides. The record is from the annotation of a GenBank genome assembly. Lineage: Eukaryota; Dinophyceae; Suessiales; Symbiodiniaceae.